This is a messenger RNA of Peromyscus californicus insignis, 5426 nucleotides long. RefSeq names its product SPARC (osteonectin), cwcv and kazal like domains proteoglycan 2 (gene Spock2). NCBI's taxonomy places the organism in Eukaryota, Metazoa, Chordata, Mammalia, Rodentia, Cricetidae. Gene Ontology annotation, molecular function: protein binding; calcium ion binding. The record is from RefSeq and is a predicted model, not a curated record. The coding region runs from base 273 to 1544 and encodes 423 amino acids. The transcript is spliced from 11 exons.
ACAGACACAGCCCCCGCUGGCGCAGCCUCUCUGAUUCUCUCUCUCUCUCUCUCUCGCUCCCCGCGUCCAGCGCUGGGCUUUUUCAGACAAGUGCAUCUGCUAACCAGGUCACAUUUCAGCCACGACCCACCCUCCGUCAGUCACUGGAGUCGGACCGCAGGAGGAGGGCUGAGGAGGACCGCAGCGCCUCGCCAGCGGCGCGGUGGAGGGAAGGACAUCAAAUCCUGCAGAAGUCGAGACCCCCCCCCACCCAGAUCCAAGCCCAGACCACGAUGACCGCUCCGGGCUACGGGCGGCUGGUGCUGCCGCUGCUGUUCCUCGCAGUGGUCGCCCUGGCUGAAGGUGACGCCAAGGGGCUCAAGGAGGGCGAGACCCCCGGCAAUUUCAUGGAGGACGAGCAAUGGCUGGCGUCCAUCUCGCAGUACAGCGGCAAGAUUAAGCACUGGAACCGCUUCCGAGACGAAGUCGAAGAUGACUACAUCAAGAGCUGGGAAGACAAUCAGCAAGGAGAUGAAGCCCUGGACACCACCAAGGACCCCUGCCAGAAGGUAAAGUGCAGUCGCCACAAGGUGUGCAUCGCCCAAGGCUACCAGCGGGCCAUGUGCAUCAGCCGCAAGAAGCUAGAGCACAGGAUCAAACAGCCGGCUCUGAAAUUCCAUGGAAACAAAGACUCCGCCUGCAAGCCCUGUCACAUGACCCAGCUUGCUUCCGUCUGUGGCUCUGAUGGACACACCUACAGUUCGGUGUGUAAGCUGGAACAGCAGGCCUGUCUGAGCAGCAAGCAGCUGGCAGUGAGAUGUGAGGGCCCCUGUCCCUGUCCCACGGAGCAGGCUACUACGUCCACGACCGACGGCAAGUCAGAGACCUGCACAGGACAGGACCUGGCCGACCUGGGGGACAGACUCCGGGACUGGUUCCAGCUCCUCCGUGAGAACUCCAAGCAGAAUGGCUCAGCCAGCGGUGCGGCCAACCCUGCAGGGCUGGACAAGAACCUGGGGGCCAGUUGCAAGGACUCCAUCGGCUGGAUGUUCUCCAAGCUGGACACCAGUGGAGACCUCUUCUUGGACCAGACGGAACUGGCGGCCAUCAACCUAGACAAGUACGAGGUCUGCAUCCGCCCUUUCUUCAACUCCUGCGAUACCUACAAAGAUGGCCGCGUCUCUACUGCCGAGUGGUGUUUCUGCUUCUGGAGGGAGAAACCCCCCUGCCUGGCAGAGCUGGAGCGCAUACAGAUCCAGGAGGCAGCCAAGAAGAAGCCAGGUGUCUUCAUCCCGAGCUGUGAUGAGGACGGCUAUUACCGGAAGAUGCAGUGUGACCAGAGCAGUGGUGACUGCUGGUGCGUGGACCAGCUGGGCCUGGAGCUGACCGGCACACGCAUGCACGGGAACCCUGACUGCGAUGACAUCGUGGGCUUCUCAGGGGACUUUGGAAGCGGCGUCGGCUGGGAGGAUGAGGAGGAAAAGGAGACAGAAGAGGCAGGAGAGGAGGCCGAGGAGGAGGAGGGUGAGGCUGGUGAGGCAGACGACGGAGGCUACAUCUGGUAGAUGGCCCUCGAGGGCCUCGGCAGGCCAGGGUGCCGACGGCCGGAGAGACCUGGACGAUGGCAGGCGAACUUAGCAAAUGGAUCCGGAAGUCAGUGUGAAGGACCCUGGCUCCAGCAGGAGGACUGAAGUAGAGAGUGUGGCAUGUGGGACUGGUGUGUGUGUGUGUGUGUGUGUGUGUGUGUGUGUGUGUGUGCGCGUGUGUAUGCCACGUGCAUGUGUCAUGUGCUGACAGAUGUGUCCUUGAUCCAUGCUGCUGCUCCUGGCAGUGAGUCACCCAAAGGCCCCCUUCCUCCUCGUAGUUAUUUUCUUUUCCUUUGUGGUGGGUUUUGCAAAGCGCACGUUCACACACACACACACACACACACACACACACACACACACACACACGUACACACUGACAGGCCAAAAUCAACGAAAUGAGAUGCCCCUGACCCCGUCCCUCCCUGCUCAGUCAGUUCUCCCUCCCCCUGCCCCUUCCUGCCUUUCUUCCUCCAUCUUCUGAGGUCAAAGAGAGGGAGGGCAGGAAGCCGUGAGCUAGGCAUCCUCCCCAAAUCAGGCCGACGCGAUGUGAAAGUCCGGCCAUCGUCUGGCGAGGAUGGGCAGGGCUCUGCACACAGCGAGGCUUACCCUGUUGAUAUCUGAAGGACUAGCUGCAGAUAUGUCCAGCCAUGGCCCUUGGACAGCAUAGGGUUAAAGACGACUAUCAAUGUGGCCCGACACAAGACUAAACCUAUUUAAGACAGGUUUGUUUUAGUAACUCCACCAAAGAGUCCUUGAGCGUCAACUUUGUAGAUGACAAUGCUCUAUUACAAUGUCAAAGGUUGGGUACACCUAAUAGAUUAUCUCAACCUAUUCCCGAGAAACUAGAGAUAGCCCAGGAGGACAGGCAGAGACAGCGAGGAAGGAGAAGGCAAGUCCUUCGAUGCAAGACCUGUUCAGAUUAACCCGGUCAGCCCCUGUUGCCUCAUGGGGCUCUAGGAGGAUUUCGUGGUUAAUGGGGGCUGUCAUCAUGCAUCUGAGCUUUGGUGCAGCCUGUUAGGAGAUCUUUCCGCUGCCGCCUCUGUCCCCCGGAUAGGGUUCCCCUUGUCUAAGGACCAGAGGACCAGAAAGCAGCAUUAUGUGUACCCACCUCCUCCCUGACCCUCUAAGGAAGUGUCCCCUCUUGCCCAGACCAAUAGAAAGACAUGUCCCUGAGAUCCUAUGUGAGGAAGCAGUGGGAAGUUGCCACUUCCUGUACCCCAAGACAGUCUGGGAGGAGAGGCACCAAAGCAACAGUCCUCUCAACCAUGGGGUCCCCAAGAUAGCCCUGGCAGAACUGCACCCCAAACUCCAUUUAAAGCCCCACAGCAUAUAUGAGUAGAGAACGGUGCACCAGAGGGGACCACACUGGGCAGCUGGACUCUGAGGUCAUACCUCACCAUGUCCCCAAAUCUCUAGGCCCAGUGGGAGGUUCUCUUACCCAGAUGCCCUUGGGGGUUUUGUGUGUUUAUUGUUUCCCAUCUCUCCCUCUCAAAGGCAAUUUCUUAAUGUAGUUGAUGAAGAAUUUCUUACCUGGACCUGGGCCUCUGAUACCUUUUGGUACAUGCACGUGUACGUGUGCGUGCGUGCGUGCGUGCGUGUGUGUAUGUGUGUGUGCAUGUGUGUGUGUGUGUGUGAGAGAGAGAGAGAGCACCUGGGCCCACCCUGAUGGCUAGGGAGGGGGGCCCCCUGUGUGCUGGGGUGCUGGGAGGCUGGGCAGCUACUGGGGUUCUUGUGCUGAGGCUUCCAGGACAAGGCUCCCAUCUGGUUCUUCCCCAGCAUCUUGGGGCACCAGCUGGAGGCAUUUGUUGCGUGUUGGUUGGACUUUAGGGAAGAGCCUCAUCAUCCUUCCCAUUCCUUUCUGCCACCCUGGAAUGGCCACCUUCUUUGUCAUCUCCUGGGGGAAAUGCCACUAAGCUCCGUCAAGUGCUUCUCAUUCCACAACACAGUUCUGAUUCUCCAGGUGUCUCCUGAUCCCGUCCCCUCCUCCUCCCUCCCUUCCUCAGGCCUCUGCAACCUUCCUCUGGUCCCUGGUUCAGUCACAUCAGCCCUCUGCAUUCCAGAAGCAGCCAUUCCUCCUCCUUCUCCUCCUCCUCCCCACCCUCCUCCUCUUCAUCCUCCUCCCCAUCCUCCUCCUUCUCCUCCCCAUCUUCCUUCUCCUCCCCCAUCCUUCUUCUCCUCCCGGCCCUCCUCCUCUUCAUCCUCCUCCUCCUUCUCCCCCAUACUUCUACUUCUGCCCCCUCUUCCCCCUCCCCAUCCUUCACUUCCCCUUCUCCUCCCCCCCAUCCUCCUCCUUCACCCCCAUCUCCUGCUCCUCUGGCUGGAGUUACUUGAAAUUUCCCGCGCUCUCGCUAGGCUGGAGUCUGAUUCUUCCUCUGCCCCAGCUGAAUUUCCAGAAUGCUCCUGGGUAGCUGUGAAGGAUUUUAGGCUCUCUGGGAUGGGGGGGGGGGUACAGAGAAAGAAGCACCCUCUACUUCCACUCUGCUCCCCAACCCCCACCCCGGGUGGGGGGGGGGGCUGUGCUCUGUCUGUCCCUGGGUCUUCUGGUUGUGUAUCUGACUUUGUAAAUAUGUUCCGGAGAAAGCAAAAGGGGGUUGAACUUGCCUGUGGCUGGCCAGCAGGGGUCCAGAAGCUUGCACUUCUCUGGAGCCCCCCUACUGCUUUUCACCCCACUGAGACUGAGCCCCACAAAGGUAGGCACCGCAGCUGUUCCUGAUGGGGCUGAAAGUCCCCAAGUGGCUUCAGGCUUCCCCAGGAACAAGGUCACAAGUUAGAUCAUUGUCAGUCCUGUGGGCUCACCCUGGACUAAGUUGCCCGCCCAGCCCCUCCUGGUUCCGUCCAGCUCUCACUCUCUUGGUGUGGGCAGGGGAUUUAGGGCUGUGUUAAAAAGAGUUCGGUCAAAUAACAGGAGAGCCACAUCUCCCAGGGGCCCUGGAACUGCUGGGAACCUCCUUGGCCCCUGGGUGCAGGGAGGAAUGGUGGAGGGUAGGGCAGGGUGGGGUUGGAGGGAGUAAAUGUGCCUUGAGAGAUCACUCAGAGGUCCCAGGAGUCCCGGGAAUGGAGCUUAGCCUGGGGAGCUCUGGAAGGAGGCAAAGUUGAUGAGAGGGACAUGGGACAUCUGGAUUUCCCCCCAGGGUCCCACAGGGGUUGUGACCACACUCGAUGGGUGGGUACAAGUCCUUCCUUACUCCAGCCCCCCUGCUUUGGGUUUGGCACCCAUUUGGCCUUUCUUGAGCUCUGUCUGCUUCUGGCUUCUCUGCUGAGUAGGUGGGUGGGGUCUUUGGGUAUCAUCUCACCAAAGCCUGAGCCCACAGCCCUUGGAGAGAACCGGGGGAACCCAUCUUUGACACCUGGGUCAUAUUGGGCCUUCUGGUCUGCCGUUGUCCCAGGGAAGGACCUAGGGGUGCGAAAGGAGAUUCAAGACAUCCCCCUAACAAGUCCCAGGCAGAGCACCCCGCUUCACCGCCCGCGUCCUACUUAAACCGUCUAAUGUGCAAUAACUGAGCUUAGAGUUAAAAAUUGUGGUCAAGUGCUUGGGUUCCGUCUGUAGAUUUAAGUGCUGACAUUGUAUCUCUCAGUAAUUUUAGAUGUCUUUUAAAAAACUGAACAAGUGUUAGACCUGUGUGUGCGUUGAUGGGCACUCAAGUAUCCCGUGGGUCAUCCCACUCUCUCCCCUUCCUGUGCGCCACAUCCCCUCACGCCCUGCCUAUCCCCACCUGCCUCCACCUGGGGCCCCUCACCUUGCCGUGGUCUUUAUCUGCCUAUUACUCAGCCUAGGGAAACAAGUUCACUCCUACACAUGCAUAAAGGAAAGCAAAUGUUAUUUUUAAGAAAAUGGAAAAUAAAAACUUUAUAAACACCGCC